AUGCCUCCUAAGUUCGAUCCUAACGAAAUUAAAAUCGUUAACUUGAGAUGUGUUGGUGGAGAAGUUGGAGCUACAUCAUCACUGGCUCCUAAAAUUGGUCCCUUGGGUCUCUCCCCCAAAAAGGUUGGUGAUGAUAUCGCAAAGGCUACUGGAGACUGGAAAGGACUGAAAAUUACAGUACAACUGAUUGUACAAAACAGACAAGCGCAGAUCUCUGUUGUUCCUUCUGCAGCAGCUCUCAUCAUCAGAGCUCUUAAAGAACCUCCCCGUGAUCGUAAAAAGCAAAAGAAUGUUAAACACAAUGGCAAUAUUACAUUAGAAGAUGUUAUUGGUAUUGCUAAAAUAAUGAGACCUAGAUCAAUGGCAAGAUAUCUCUCUGGUACAGUGAAAGAGAUUCUUGGAACAGCCCAGUCCGUUGGUUGCACUGUUGAAGGCAGACCGCCCCAUGAUCUUAUUGCAGACAUCAACAGUGGUGCACUAACUAUUGAUGAA
Brenthis ino (lesser marbled fritillary) is the source of this 492-nucleotide messenger RNA. NCBI's taxonomy places the organism in Eukaryota, Metazoa, Arthropoda, Insecta, Lepidoptera, Nymphalidae. The record is from the annotation of a GenBank genome assembly.